Molecule: messenger RNA, 1695 nt
Organism: Penicillium concentricum
Lineage: Eukaryota; Fungi; Ascomycota; Eurotiomycetes; Eurotiales; Aspergillaceae
Product: isochorismatase family hydrolase
Exons: 1
Coding region: 1-1695 (564 amino acids)
Source: RefSeq, a predicted model, not a curated record
AUGCGUUCUAUUCUGGUCGCUCUAGCUGUGGGCAAUGGCACUGGCCCCGAAUUGUUGGCCAUAUUCGAGAGAGUCAUCCUCGCACUAGCAGCACCUUACAAUGUGGAAAUCCAAUUCGUCACGUCCCCGCGAGCUUAUCAUUCCUACUCAACGCUCCUGGCCAUCAAUGACACCGACGUCGUGAGUAGUGAGACCCUCACGGAUGCGGAUCACUACGAAGCCUUCUGUCGUCAAGUAGUCAAUCUCGGAGCAUGUGCGAUAUUUCGAACCUCCAUCAGCGCGCAGGCGCUUUAUAUGGUGCGAGACCGGCUACAAGCUGUGAAGGUGGAGCAUUUCAAAAUGAGCUCAUCUACAUCGAUCCUGCUAGUGCGAGAUCAAGCACAGGGAUUUUACUCUGGUCUGAACACGCUGGAAUCAAACCAGGAGACAGUUUCGCGAUCAUCAUAUUUCAGCAAGAAGGUCUUUGAGGAGAUCAUCAGCUUCUCACUUGGGCGUUCCCGCGAGGUUUGGGGCUCUGAAUCCCCCAUCACGACCGUCACACUGGUGUACAAGUUCCACCUCUUCGACGGGCUUUUCUACUCGUGGGCGAAAGAGUGGAAGGAAUCUUACGGCGUGGAUAUCCAAUUCAUUCAAGGCGACACGAUGAACCGCAAUCUUCUAGCGUUUGGCAUCCAGGGUCACCAGCUGCUGAUAUGCUCAAACGAAUACGCAGACAUCAUGCAGACAAUGCUGCUAGAUCGGUUUGGCUACGGCGCGCAAGAAUCUGCGUGCGCUGAGAACGUUUAUCUCUCAGCCGGGAGGGAUCAGGGUUUAAGCGAGUACCAGACAGCGCAUGGCUCCGCCGACGACAUUACCGGAAAGGGUGUGGUUAAUCCGACGGCAACCAUUCGCGCGGCCGCAGCUCUGCUUGAGCGCCAUGGUGGCUGCCAGGGCGUCCAACACCAAAUGGAUAUUACGCUAGACGAGAUGCGUGCAAAGGACAUCCGGACAUUUGACCAAGGCGGGACAACUAAGACUGAGGCUUUUGUGGCUGCCCUACUGCGAAUGAUCGUCCCCAAUCUUCCCAUAAGCGUUAGUGCACGCGAUCCUUCAGAAGCCAGGAGUCUGUCGUCAGCGCCCCGCCGGGCCAAGUCGUGUCUAGUGGUGAUGGAUUUCCAGAACGACUUCAUGGCGCAGUACAAGACGCCCCGGGUGAUGCAACGGAUCAAAGAAUACAUGCCGCGGCUCGUCGACUGGGCGCGCCGCGAGGGGAUGGAUAUCGCCUGGGUGCGAUUCCUCGGCGACGAGAAGUACCAACCGGCGACAUGGCGGCAGCGCAACCAGAUCCAGGGCCGGCGGGCCUGGUGCAAAGAAGGCAGUUGGGGGGCAGAGAUUGCCAGCUGCGUGCAGGUACAAACGCAUGACCGGAUCUUCGACAAAAAGGCGCACUUCGACCCGUUCCUAGGAGAGGAUUUUACGAGCUACGCCACUGGAUUCGAACGUCUUGUUGUUGUGGGUCUAUUUGCGGAUAUUUGUGUGGACGCGGCGGUCCGAGGCGCUUUCCAGCGGGGAUUGUGGACCACGGUUGUCCGCGAGUGUACGCCCGCGUUGCAUCUACCUGAGGAGCACACCUUUGCAUACAUGCAAGCGGUUUAUGGCUCUGAGGUGGUAGGAAUCGAUCAAUUGCUGUCGACCGGCCCGGUGGCUAAUCUAUAA